AUGACUUGGUUCGGCGACGAUCACGAUAACGCCCGCGCCCACCAGGAGGUCAACGGCACCGAAGGCCACCAGGGACACUGGUCUCACCAGCUCAUCGGCGGUGCCGCCGCUUACGAGGCCAUGAAGGCCUACAACGAUCACGAGGAGAAGAACGGAAAGCCCCAGAGCCAUGCCAAGGCUAAGGAGAUCGGUGCUGGCUUGGCCGCCGCUGCUGUCGAACGUCUCAUCGAGACCAAGGGCCUCGACUUCAUUGACAAGGAGAGGGCUAAGCACCAUGCCAAGAAAGAGGCUGAGGAGGCGAUUGACCGUCACUACUAA
Molecule: messenger RNA, 318 nt
Organism: Aspergillus pseudotamarii
Lineage: Eukaryota; Fungi; Ascomycota; Eurotiomycetes; Eurotiales; Aspergillaceae
Product: DUF3759 domain-containing protein
Exons: 3
Coding region: 1-318 (105 amino acids)
Source: RefSeq, a predicted model, not a curated record